AUGGAGACUUGGCGGCGAUGCAUUCAGACCGCAAAUCGGGAGAGAAGAGCGGUUGCCGAUCUUGACACUGAAAGGGGUCUUCUUGACAGCCGUGAGCCCAGGCCUCCAAAGCGUCGUCUCUCUGAUCCUACCCCAGCCCAAUACCCUUACCGAUCAGCACUGGGUGUCGAAAAAAAAAAAAGCCCGGCAAGCAACGCCAAAAGCUUUGUGGUCCCGUCCAGUCAUAACGAAUCUCCUCGUAUCUCCGCUUCUCCGCCGACAGGACAUCGGUGCCUAUAUUCCAGAAGGUGUGGAAGGAUGAGCAACAUUGAGCCAAGAAACCGGCCACGCCGACGCAACAUCUCGGGUUCCGACCACUCAGAGGCAUUCGUCGUUGUGACCUGCUCCUUGUUUCCCCAUCGCAAGCAGCCCCAGAUUCCUCGAUGCCUCCGUCUCCCAUGGGCGGCGCUACCUGCCCUCGCACAUAGAUCGGCGCCAAGAUAUCUUAUAUCGGCGACUGUACCCGGCAUAAGCAGCAAGGUUCCGGUUGGCUCGCACGGUGCCCGGGAAAAAGUCUGGACCGCAAUUUAUUCCCACCACCACAAAAAAAAAAAAAAAAAAAAAAGAGCCCAUCCGGAAGACUUCGGCACUCCGGCAAAGCGAAAAACGUUAUUAUGGCUAUAA
Gaeumannomyces tritici R3-111a-1 is the source of this 663-nucleotide messenger RNA. RefSeq lists its product as hypothetical. The transcript has a single exon. The record is from RefSeq and is a predicted model, not a curated record. Lineage: Eukaryota; Fungi; Ascomycota; Sordariomycetes; Magnaporthales; Magnaporthaceae. The coding region runs from base 1 to 663 and encodes 220 amino acids.